UAAUAUUAAUGAUACUAUUCUUCAAUUUAUUCUGGAUGAUUUAUUUAUUUACUUGGUGCAUCUGCUUUUGAACUUUUAUCCCUUUUUUUUCUAGGUAAAGAAGCAUAUCAAAGAGACCUAAUCAGUACCCUCGCCACUCUCUUCAUCUUUUGCCAUGCUUGUCUCUCGCUCUUGUCAGUCGUUGACCCCACUCGUGGUCUCCCUCCGCCCUUUCUUCCUCAGCUCAAGCCCUUUCCUCUCCCCCUCCCCCUCCCCCUCGACAUCCCACCUCCUCAGUAAAAAUGAUAUUUAAUAAAAGAUGUUCCUAAAUUCUCGAAAGAGUGACAUCUUCGCGUAUAAAAAGCCCAAAAUCUAAGAUUUUUUUGAUAAAUAACUCAUUUAUUUUUCUAUUUAUUUUUUAAUUCUAUCUUAGGUUUUGAACGGCAGAGGUUUUCUUCCGCCCACCGUUCUUUUCGGUUGACCUCUCCACGCUAAUAAAAAAGGCAAAAAAAGAGAGAAUAUUGCAGCAUUUCCCGAUGUAAACGGAGUAUCGCGAAUGUUCCCAUUCGUUUGCUGCUUCCAACAUAUUUCUCCGAUCUCCGAUCCCAAUUCCGGAACCCUAGCUUUUCGAUCCCACCCGCUUCCCAUGGCGCUCAAGGCCGUGCACGUCUCCGACGUUCCCACUCUCGAUCAGGUCCCGGCGGCCCCCACCGUCGCCCUCUCCUCCUCCCUAACGCGCCUUUUCAAAGGAGCGGCGGAGAGGCUAGUGGUGAUCGGGCAUCGGGGGAAGGGGAUGAACGCGCUGGCGUCGCCGGACCGGCGGCUGAAGGAGGUCAAGGAGAACUCGCUCCGCUCCUUCAACGAGGCCGCCCGCUUCAACAUCGACUUCGUCGAGUUCGACGUCCAGGUGACCAAGGAUGACUGCCCCAUCAUCUUUCAUGACAAUCUCAUACUCACCGAAGAACAUGGAAAUCUGUCCGAGAAGCAUGUCACUGAUCUGUGCUUGGGAGAGUUCCUUUCCUAUGGACCGCAAAGAGAUCCUGCGAAGGUGGGGAAGCCAUUGCUUCGGAAGACCAAAGACGGGAGGAUUCUGACCUGGGACGUCGAAGCAGACGACCCGUUCUGCACGCUGCAGGAUGCAUUCCAAGGCGUUGAUUCCCAUCUGGGCUUCAACAUCGAGUUGAAGUUCGAUGACCAUGUCAUCUACAAAGAAGAACAGCUUGCUCAUGCUCUUCGAGUCGUCUUGCGAGUUGUGUUCGAGUUCGCCGAGGAAAGGCCGAUCGUCUUCUCCAGCUUCCAGCCCGACGCCGCACGGCUAAUGCGUGGACUCCAGAACGUCUACCCCGUAAGCAGAGUUCCAUCUCAUCGUCGUUUCAGGGCAUGCAAUCUGAUUUCUCAGGUACCGACGCAGGUGUUCUUCCUCACCAAUGGAGGAACGGAGAUGUACAGAGAUGCAAGGAGGAACUCCUUGGACGAGGCAAUCAAACUGUGUAUGGCAAGCGGCUUACAAGGAAUAGUAUCCGAAGUGAGAGCCUUCUUCAGGAAUCCAGCAGCUGUAGCAAGGAUCAAGGAAUCCAAUCUCGCACUCUUAACAUACGGACAGCUAAACAAUGUGCCUAAAACAGUGUACAUGCAGCAGCUGAUGGGGGUUAAUGGCGUAAUCGUAGACUUGGUGAAGGAGAUCACUGAGGCUCUCAGACCUCAUCCCAUGCAGCUGAAGUGAAGGACGCUUUAAGGCCUAACAUAAUAUGAUGUAGGCUUUUGUGUACAUUCUAUUGUGUGACAAAAGUGUUGACAUUUGGAAGCAAUUGUUGUAUACUAUUUUUGUAUUUGAUCUAAUGUUAGAGCUUAUCUCAACCAGUAGAUGACAAGCACAGGAUAAAUGUAUUUUGCUUUCUAUGAUGAACAUCAAGGAUAAAUUAAUUAUUUAUCUUAUGAUGAGUUUGUUGUA
Musa acuminata AAA Group (dessert banana) is the source of this 1930-nucleotide messenger RNA. Its product is annotated as glycerophosphodiester phosphodiesterase GDPD1, chloroplastic-like. The transcript has 7 exons. Lineage: Eukaryota; Viridiplantae; Streptophyta; Magnoliopsida; Zingiberales; Musaceae. The record is from RefSeq and is a predicted model, not a curated record. Gene Ontology annotation, molecular function: phosphoric diester hydrolase activity. Gene Ontology annotation, biological process: glycerophospholipid catabolic process. Bases 536 to 1702 code for a protein of 388 amino acids.